Molecule: messenger RNA, 3177 nt
Organism: Puccinia triticina
Lineage: Eukaryota; Fungi; Basidiomycota; Pucciniomycetes; Pucciniales; Pucciniaceae
Exons: 7
Coding region: 1-3177 (1058 amino acids)
Source: RefSeq, a predicted model, not a curated record
AUGCCUUCAUCCAGUGGAUGGUCAUCAUUUUUCCAUGUCGGCGCCAAAACCUGGAGACCGAAGACUGCCGACCAAAGUUAUCUCGAAUUGGAGAGAAAAAAGUUUGCCGAGGAAGCCGAGCGAAGAGAAGCAGAAGUUAAGCAGAAAAUCGAGAUGCUCGAUGAGGUUCGCAAGCUGGAGGCGAAGACUCAAGCUCUCAAUGAGAUGGCACUAUCGGCUGAGAUUCAAACAAAGGAGCAUGAGCUGGCGAUGCGCGAACGCCAAAUGGCUGAAUCUAAACAGAUCGAAUUGGCUAAACUGGAGUUAGCAAAACGUAUGGGCAAAGAAUCCUUGAACGAGGCGGAUUUUGUUCGAAUCAGAAGAGAACGGAUGAAAGCUGAGCUUUUAACCCAACAGUCACGCGAUCAUGCUCUCCGGGAAUUGGACCGUGUCGGUGGUCAAUCUGAAAUCGAUGAACGGAUGGCCGCGCAUAUGCCCCAGCCCCCUCCGUUUAUGUCCCUGGGGGACACACCCAUGGCCGGCCCCAUCCCAAUGCCGGGAUCCAUGUCGACGGCUGGACCCAUGUCGAUACAUAAUCACAUGCCGAUGUCUGGUCCCAUGUCAAUGCCUAGCCAUAUGUUCAUGCCGGAACCUAUGUCGAUGCCUGGGCAUAUGUACAUGCCCCCUUCAGGUCCACAGCCAAAUUUCGAUUAUCACGGAGGUAUGCCCAUGGGAUCACAAGCCCGAUUGCGCGGCAGGGCAGAAAGUUUUUCAGCUUAUCCUACUGACAUGGGCCGAGGUCAAUGGGGACCACACAUUAAUAUUUUACCCGAACGUGGCCUUCGUCUCUCUGAUCACCCUGAUCAUCAGCGGAUGCACUUUUCAAGCCGCGACCCUGGGGAUUAUCCUGAUUCGAUGGCUUUGCAAAUGUCUUUACGGGCUCAGGCUGAACUGUUAUGCAGGAAGAAGCUCGCAAAUUUGGAUGUUCAAGCAAGACGAAACAAUUGGAAUCUGCAAAUUAUACGUGACCUGAGAAAACGUGAUCUGACGGAUAAACUCAGACAACGCGGAUUAGAACAGCGCCAAAUUGAAGCUGAAGCUGCCAAACUAGCUGAACGAGAUCGCCGCCUGGAUGAAGCCCAGUUGCGUGCAGAACGUGAUCGAGAAUAUCGGCUGAUGCUGAAGGAGAAGGGCUUGCAAGAACGAGAAAUCACCGACCAGCUAAGGAGAAGAGAAGUACAAGACCGACAGAUUUUAGAAAAGGAGAUGAAACGACUGGAGUGCGAAGCGUACCAUCAUGAUGUGAUGCUGGCCGAACGUGAGAUUCGGGAAGCUCUCAAGGAAGGGAAGCCCCCUCCCCUGGGAAUCGCUCGACCAUCUGCAGAGACAAUCAAGCGAGAAGGCUUGUUGGAGGACAUGUUCACUGAAUUCGGAAAGUUAAAUCCUCGCCUGCAACAGGAAAUCAUUGACAUGGAAGCUCACUACAGGCCAAACAGCGGGCUCCGCUCACGAAUGCCUAGUGUAGGCAGCCUCAAUCAUCAUCAUCCGUCUCGGGCCCCCACGCCCCAAAGCCGAGAGCAAAUUAUCGAAGAAAUGGAGAAACAAUUGCGCCGAGAAGAUCGUAGUCGAGCAAGCAUGAGGCCGGGCUCCAAAUCCAGUUUACGAGAGCAUGGUCAUGACAUAAUUUCUUUAUCAAGGCAUAAUAGCGGACAUAAAGGUAGCAGUAGUCCUGGCCCAUCGCGACUCGGAAAUCGGCCGCAAUCUCGCUGCCUAGAAACAGAUGGUCCUCCACUCAACCUUCCUCGACAGGAUUUCGAAACUGAAGGUUCCGUGCAAACUUCAGGAAGCGGUGGCUCGGGCAAUGAUGCUUCCCUGGCCGCACGCCUUCAUAGUGCAGCCUUAAACAGUGAAAUCAACGGUGGUCGCAGAUCUCGCGCCAGCAGUCGUGCAAGCCAAAUGAAUGACGACUUUUCUCUGCCCCGCCACCGCCAUAAUGUCGAUCCCAGUCCUCUAAACCCGAACGUAGGAAGACGAUCACGUGCUAGCACUGUCACUGAGCUAAUGGAGUCGGAGGUCCUGCGAGGUGGCCCACCUCAUGGAAGUUCAGACCAUGGUUGCGGCUAUAGAUCCAGAUCCAACAGCGCCGCGCAGUCCUGUGGAACAAGUCCUCAGUCCCGGAUGAUGAAUGAACGUCAAAUCAACGCAGCGCUUGGUCGUUCCCCAUCCGGAAGUAACUCCGAUUUCGUUGCUCGUGAAGAAUUUAGAACCCGUGAUUCAAGACCAUCAUCCAGGGCCAACAUGACAGGAUCAAGCUACACCGACAACAGAUAUAACGGUUUGACAGAUGAAGCGUUAUCUCAAAUUCCUACUGACGCAUUGAAGAGCUUACUGGAAAGUCAUCAAGUCGAUCGGUCGAUGAUCCCAAACGCUUCAUCGAACCUUAAAAAUAUCCGACCGGAAGACAUCGAGCAAAUGUCACCCGAGCAAAUUGAAGCAUUAUUCAGUCAGCAGCCAGCCGACCUCUAUGCGGAUAUGAGUAAUUUGAAUGUUGGAGAACGUCAAUCCCAUCCGGCAGAUGGACGCCUGGCUAAUGUUAGCAGGGGAGGUACGUCACCAUCGAGCAGCCUUCUACGACAGUCUCCGAUGGACCGUGGUCCGAUUAGUUCGUCGAGAUCGAGUAGCCGGGCAGGGAUGACAGGUACUCAUCAAUCAGGUUUAGAGCGCCGGGACUCCAGGAAUAACAGUCAUUCAACAUCGCCUCUGAACCCGUCGAAUCGUAGCUCACCUAGUAACCCCAAGUCAUUGUAUACAAUUUCAGGCAGGCAUGACAUGUAUGAAGGUCAAAAUGAUGGCGCAAGGACAUCGCCCCAAGAUGGCUAUCAUUAUCAAGCCAAAGAAGAUUCGGGUGAUGACGACAGCUUCGUCAUCACUGAAAAGCCCAAUCAGUCCGGGGCUAAAAUCAUCCAGGUUUUGGGCCACGUCGAAGCCAGCUCCAGGGAUAACUCCAAUCACUCCCAGCCGAUUGAUACUGAUCAGGCGGGGCUCAAUGACCGGGACGAGAUGCAUAAGGCAGUCAAAAAUUUGAUCGCUAAGGCUAGUCGAGAAGGGGCGAAUGGAGUUGUUUGUCUCAGAGUGAACGAUUUGCAGGAUGGAAGUUAUGUGGCUUCAGGCGAUGCGGUCAUCUUGGCUCAUGAUUAA